CCGAUGCACAUCGGCCCGGCACGCGUUGUCACGCUCGAUUAGCGCGCGAGUAGUCGGAUCACGCACAUCACUACUCAAUUUCAAAUUUCGAACUCAUUCGAAUUUCAAGACGUUCCGAUUGUGGUGUUGUGAAAAUUAUGUGUUAAUUUUUUUAUUGUUCUCUGAUUUGUGUUACGCGGAUUUUUAGAAUUAGGUGACUUUUGAAUGUUUAUGCGUUUCGGAAUGAGAAUAAAAUGAUGAAAUAUCGCCAAAUGCUGAACUUUGAUGCGAGUCCGAAAAUGAAAAUUUCUGCAGCAGACAGCCAGGGGUCUGGCAGCCCGCCCCCGAGUCCUACCGACUCUGUGGCAUCAGAAUCAGCGCCUACCCUCGUCCACAUCAAGCAGGAAAACAUGCCUCCCGGUACAGACAUUAAAGACUAUUAUGGCUCGCUCGACUUCGGCCUGCCCGAUACGUACAUACCACCCACCUACCCUGAAUACGGCCCAGGCUUCGGAAGACCACUGGACCUACAGAACCAAAGAUAUCUCGAUCCAGAAAAGAGUCCAAAAGACAAAGACGAUCCCAAAGAUGAUGAUCAUACAGAAAAUCCAAAUCUGAAUCUACCUAACGAAUUAGUUCUGAAAGGGAACGGUGUGUACGCAAGAGCGACUGUAUCGGCAGGUACGAAAUACGGGCCCUUCAUCGGAAAGUGGGGAACACAGCCGCUGGAUCCAAAAUACGCUUGGGAGGUCCUCGGCAAGAACGGCAUCCGCGGCUGGCUGGACGGCACCGCCGAGAAGACCAACUGGCUGAAGCUGGUCCGCUCCACCAACUACCCUCAUGACGUCAACGUGCAGCACCAGUUGCAUGCUGGACAAGUGUGGUACAAAGUAGUUCGCGAGGUCCAGUCGGGCCAAGAACUUCUGCUGGGUCCCAGGACACCGCUGCCGCUGCAAGAUGUCCUGCCUACUGCAACAGAACAUCAGAGCUCCAGCAACAAGUAUUCCUCCCAGCCAGCCGACGACGAGGAGCGUGAGGACGUCGAGCCCCGGUGCUCCUUCUGCGAUGCGCCUUUCCCUAAUAUCGAUGUGCUCGACCGCCACCUGAUUCAAGCGCACGCGCAGCCAGCCGGCGCGUUCCACUGCGAGCUGUGUAACCGAGCAUACAGCUCGCGAGCGCUGCUGCUUCGGCACCGCGCGCUCGCGCACACCGACAUCAGGAAAUACCCGUGCGAGAACUGCCCUAAGGUAUUUACCGAUCCUUCCAACCUCCAGCGCCACAUUCGCGCGCAGCACGUCGGCGCUCGCAGCCACGCGUGUCCCGAGUGCGGGAAGACCUUCGCCACCUCCUCCGGCCUGAAGCAGCACACGCAUAUCCACUCCAGCGUCAAGCCUUUCCAGUGCAAGGUCUGCUUCAAGUCUUACACCCAGUUUUCGAACCUAUGCCGGCACAAGCGGAUGCACGUCGCCUGUCGAGCUCUGGUCGAGUGCGGCAAAUGCGGACAGUCCUUCACGUCCUACGCUUCGCUAACUAAACACAAGCGGUUCUGCGAAACUGCUGCAGCAGCAUCAGUAAAUCUGCGAGGACAAAUGCCUCAGGGUCUUCCCCAGAUACCGCCGCUGCCAAACGUGGCAAUGAAUAACCACAAUAACGCUAAUCCGUUCCCCUUGUACAGGGGACCGCAGCUACCGCUCCCUUACAACACAUUCGCACACUACCCAGCUCUAUUCUCGGCUGCUGCUGCCGCUUGUCAGCCAGAUCUAUUCAACCCUCUUUUAUUCAAUGUCCAAGGCGCCCGAUUGGCCAUGGAACACGAUAUUGCUCUCUCAAACGCAAAUAUGGCAUCCAAACAACAGGAAGGACGUAUGUCCGUAAAAAGUAUCGACAGCUCAAAUUCUCUUGAUGAAACCAAGAAAAGCAAGGACAUGGAGUUUGACAACACAAGGAUCAAUGAAAACUCAGACAGGAUUACACCAAAACCACGACCGGCAUAUACCAAGCAAUCUCCUGAUUCAACUGAUAAUUUAUCACAACACCGGCCAUCACCUGUGAUGUCCGUACCAACCCCGAUUGUUCCAUUCAAUUUCACAAGGGACGAAAUGAAACGAAAAUCACCUUUCAAUUUCUCACUUAAACUUAACAACAAUGCUGUUCAGAGGAACAAAUCAGUAUCUCCAUCUCUUCCUAAAGAUCUAUCCAAGAAUAUUCACAAUGAUGAUAAGAACUCUGAAUAUUCAGAUGUAGAAGAAGAUACCAAGAAGGAUCAGGGUGAUCAGCCUUUGGACUUAUCAGUAUCACGCAAAAGUGACAAAGAAUCCGAAGCUGAUAAUGAUGAUCGUUCCUUUCGAAACUCUUCGGUUAAAUCAUAUUCGCCACCAGAGAGCCCGAUCGAGCGUAGCAAGACUCCAGAAAAUGACACCACUGACGUGGACGUUGAAGGCGUAGAGCCGAAGCGUGAAGAUUCUCCAUUAGUGUCACCCCCUCUUGCAUUCCCAAUGCCCGUCCAUCCACAGCACAACAACAUAAUCGAUGCCAUGUAUCGGCCACGAUUUCCGUCCUUUCACUCGUCAGAGAUUCUGAACUCAUCACACUCGCCGUACGUUCCGAGCCCGUUUAAUUUUUUAUCCCCACUUCUUGGCACCGAUGGGCCGGACCGGCAAACGAACGCUUACGCCAAAUUCCGUGAGCUCAGCACCGGAUCUGGAAAGCUACGAGACCGCUACGCCUGCAAAUUCUGCGGCAAGGUGUUCCCCCGAAGUGCGAACUUGACCCGGCACCUCAGGACCCAUACCGGCGAGCAGCCUUACAAAUGUAAGUAUUGCGAGCGCUCCUUCUCCAUUUCGUCCAACUUGCAGCGACACGUACGGAACAUCCAUAAUAAGGAGAGGCCUUUUCGAUGUCCAUUGUGCGAUAGGUGUUUCGGGCAGCAGACGAACCUCGACCGGCAUCUGAAGAAGCACGAGGCGGAGGGCGGGGAUUCCCCGAGUUCGGCUGAUACCGAGCGUGAGGAUGCGUACUUCGAUGAUAUCCGUUCGUUCAUGGGGAAGGUGACUUGUUCGCCCGGAGCGGGGACUCCCCCGGCGACGUCUCCUCACGGGCCGGCGCAUGGCCACCGGCCGCCGCUGGCGAUCUCCACAUAGCCCCCGAUGUACCCGCUGCCCCCACCGCCGCUCUGGCCUCAGCCGUUCGAAUAGCGUCGAUUUGGUGCUGACUCGUUGCUUUUGGAACUUUGAAUGUGAGAAUAUUAUCUGAAGCAAAUUGCCUCGUCCCCAUCCCUAUUUCGUUGGGAGACGAACGUAACUAAAUUAUAUUUAUUUAUUCAGUUUCAAAGUUGCAAAAGCAGAGUCUAAUUUAGCGGGUUUACGAGUACGUAUAGUAACUCUCUAUCGUUGAAACUGAGAGCAAUAUUGUAAGUAGUAUUAUGCUGUUCACGAAAAUGUACUGCAAAGUUUCGCAAAACUUUAAAACUGUAUAGAAUUCGCAACACUUUAGAUAAAAUGUUAUUCAUUCACCUAAUAUUGGUAGCAGAAACGCGCAUAUUUCUAACAUGACAAACACUAAUUAGUUAAGGAUUUGUUAAAUAUGAAAUAUGUUAUGUUUAGUUCCUAGCUUAAAUAUAAGAUUUAAAAUGUAGACGUUUUGAGAGUGUAAAUAUUAUAAAUUGUAUUGUAGCUAAGUUUGUUAAAUUGUAAAAUAUAGUUGUUGUAAGUCGAUUCACUGUUUAAAGCUAAAUUUUAAAAAUAAUUAAAAUUCAUUAUUUUAUUUAUUCGAUGAGUGCUUAAAUUCGCGGGAGCGUUCGUAACUCGUUUAGUCAAAAAACUCACCAAAGUUUUCUUUAAAAAAGAUAAUGAAAUGAAAUUCGGUAUGUUGGUAUAAAAAACUUAUAUUUUUGUAGCAAAAAAUUGUACGUCUAUUUAAUUUAUCUGAAGGUUUGUGCUCCAAAAGCAAUUCCUUAAUAAAAUUUUUGUUAUAAUAUUGUUAUUUACACUGUAGAUUCAAGAAAAGUUGACACGAAAAGCAUAUCACGUCUUAGAGAAAAGCUCAAAGAUUUAGAUAUUGUAAUUAAAUCUAUAUUAAGAUAAACAGUACCUAUUACAAUAACUGUAGUGUAAGUUUCGCAAUUCCUAUAAAUUCCUUGAAUAAUAAAAAUGUGUAACAUAAACUUUCACACGGUUUCCUAAAAUCAAAAUAUUGCACAUUUUUCAUUAGAAAAGGAGUUAUUAUCUUGCAUUCUUGAACAUUUUUAAAGUUAUUUGGCAACAUCAUUGUAAAAUAGGAUUUUUAAUGUACUGUAUAUUGUGACUUUUCCUUCACUAUUGUAAAGUAAAGAAGCAAAAUAUUCUGCGUUAGAUAUUUGUACUAUCAUAUCACUUUUGAGGCGUUAGUUAAUUUUAAGGAUUUUAGCGUCACACGAAUUAAAGCCGAUGGUCAACACUUUCAAUAUUCAUGUUAUUCUAUUAAGAGAUAUGGGUAUUGUAAUGCAUUGGAAAAUAAAAAAUGUACAAUCUG
This is a messenger RNA of Ostrinia nubilalis (European corn borer), 4488 nucleotides long. Its product is annotated as histone-lysine N-methyltransferase PRDM16-like. The coding region runs from base 234 to 3119 and encodes 961 amino acids. Gene Ontology annotation, molecular function: DNA binding. The transcript has 8 exons. NCBI's taxonomy places the organism in Eukaryota, Metazoa, Arthropoda, Insecta, Lepidoptera, Crambidae. The record is from RefSeq and is a predicted model, not a curated record.